Penicillium diatomitis is the source of this 1947-nucleotide messenger RNA. It is a transcript of the gene sac6, whose product is annotated as fimbrin. Gene Ontology annotation, cellular component: actin filament bundle; actin filament; cytoplasm. Gene Ontology annotation, biological process: actin filament network formation; actin filament bundle assembly. NCBI's taxonomy places the organism in Eukaryota, Fungi, Ascomycota, Eurotiomycetes, Eurotiales, Aspergillaceae. The record is from RefSeq and is a predicted model, not a curated record. The transcript has 5 exons. Bases 1 to 1947 code for a protein of 648 amino acids. Gene Ontology annotation, molecular function: actin filament binding.
AUGAACGUUCUUAAGCUUCAAAAGCGAUUCCCGCAACUGGACCAGGGAGAGAUUUUCUCCCUCCAGGAUGCGUUUCGUCGGUUAGAUGUCGAAGAUCGUGGCUACCUUGAUGAAGCCUCCGUCAUCAAGGCCGCUCAGCAAUCCGAGCGACAGCCUUACGACGUCGUGCGCCAGACCUUGAAGGGCGUGGAGCUGGACAGCUCCCGCCGCGUUGAGCUUGAGGAUUACGUGGAUCUCAUCUCGCGACUCCGUUCAGGAUCGACCCCGGCCGCCGCGAGCCCCGCGGCUGUCAUCCAGGCAGCUGGAGCCGGUGCCGGCGCCGGUGCAGGCGGCGCUCGUCACGUCUCCAAGGGCAGUGUUGGAGGCGGCCGUAUCCACGUGCAAGGUUCUUCUGCGAAUGUGACCCACACGAUCAACGAGGAUGAGCGAACCGAGUUCACACGGCAUAUCAAUGCGGUGCUGGCCGGUGACCCGGAUAUUGGCGACAAGCUGCCCUUCCCCACUGACACCUUUGAGAUGUUUGACGAGUGCAAGGACGGUCUGGUGUUGGCCAAAUUGAUUAACGACAGUGUGCCCGAUACAAUUGAUGAACGUGUACUAAACAAGCCCGGAAAGAAGAUCAAGACACUGAAUGCCUUCCACAUGACGGAGAACAAUAACAUUGUGAUCAACUCGGCUAAGGGUAUCGGCUGCUCUGUCGUCAACAUUGGCAGUGGUGAUAUUAUUGAGGUGCGCGAGCACUUGAUCCUGGGUCUGAUCUGGCAGGUCAUUCGUCGUGGUCUAUUGGGCAAAAUUGAUAUCAAGCUUCACCCCGAGCUAUACCGCCUGUUGGAAGAGGAUGAGACCCUGGAGCAGUUCCUGCGUCUGCCCCCAGAGCAGAUUUUGCUGCGUUGGUUCAACUAUCAUCUGAAGAAUGCCAAGUGGGACCGCCGAGUGAACAACUUCUCAACCGAUGUCAAAGAUGGUGAGAACUAUACUGUUCUGCUAAACCAAUUGGCCCCCGACCUUUGCUCCCGCAGUCCUCUCCAGACCAAUGACCUCCUGCAGCGCGCCGAGCAGGUACUCACCAACGCGGAGAAGCUGGACUGCCGCAAGUUCUUGACUCCCACUUCCCUUGUUGCCGGAAACCCUAAGCUGAACCUUGCCUUUGUUGCCAACCUCUUCAACACCCACCCUGGCUUGGACCCGAUUACCGAGGAGGAGAAGCUCGAGGUGGAAGACUUUGAUGCGGAGGGUGAGCGCGAGGCCCGUGUCUUUACCCUGUGGCUGAACUCACUGGACGUGCAACCGGCGGUGAAUUCGCUCUUUGACGAUCUGCGCGAUGGUACCAUUCUGCUGCAGGCUUACGAUAAGGUGAUCCCGGGCAGUGUCAACUGGAGACACGUCAACAAGCGGCCUGCCUCUGGUGGUGAAAUGAUGCGCUUCAAGGCUGUGGAAAAUACCAAUUACUCCAUUGAGCUCGGCAAGCACCAUGGAUUCUCCUUGGUGGGAGUACAGGGGGCCGAUAUCACUGACGGCCAGCGCACACUCACGUUGGGUCUGGUCUGGCAACUGAUGCGUCGGGAUAUCACGCGUACCCUGUCUGCGCUCGCCGAGCGUCUGGGCAAGCGCGAGAUUACCGAUGCGGAGAUGAUUCGCUGGGCCAACGACAUGUCCAAGAGUGGUGGUCAAAACAGCGCGAUCCGCAGCUUCAAGGAUCCCUCGAUCGGCACCGGUCGUUUCCUGCUGGAUGUGUUGAACGGUAUGAAGAGCAGCUACGUCGACUACGACCUGGUGACCCCCGGUCGCACCGACGAGGAGGCCUACGCCAAUGCCAAGUUGAGUAUCAGUAUUGCGCGCAAGAUGGGUGCUACCAUCUGGUUGGUUCCCGAGGAUAUCUGCCAAGUGCGUUCUCGCCUGGUGACGACGUUCAUUGGCUCCCUUAUGGCCACGCACGAGAAGAUGUGA